AUGUACGAGGUAGAAGAUUUAGUCACAAUUAAUGGUACUCAACAGGGACAAAUAAGAACAGAGGGUUUAGUCACAAUUAAUGGUACUCAACAGGGACAAAUAAGAACAGAGGAUGUAGUCACAAUUAAUGGUACUCAACAGGGACAAAUAAGAACAGAGGAUUUAGUCGCAAUUUAUGGUACUCAACAGGGACAAAUAAGAACAGAGAAUUUAGUCACAAUUAAUGGUACUCACCAGGGACAAAUAGGAACAGAGGAUUUAAUCACACUUAAUGGUACUCAACAAGGACAAAUAAGAACAGAGGAUUUAGUCACAAUUUAUGGUACUCAACAGGGACAAAUAGGAACAGAGGAUUUAGUCACAAUUAAUGGUACUCAACAAGGACAAAUAAGAACAGAGGAUUUAGUCACAAUUAAUGGUACUCAACAGGGACAAAUAAGAACAGAAGAUUUUGUCACAAUUAAUGGUACUCAACAGGGACAAAUAAAAACAGAAGAUUUAGUCACAAUUUAUGGUACUCAACAGGGACAAAUAAGAACAGAAGAUUUAGUCACAAUUAAUGGUACUCAACAGGGACAAAUUAGAACACAAGAUUUAGUCACAAUUUAUGGUAGUCAACAGGGAAAAAUAAGAACAGAGGAUUUAGUCACAAUUAAUGGUACUCAACAGGGACAAAUAAGAACACAAGAUUUAGUCACAAUUAAUGGUACUCAACAGGGACAAAUAAGAACACAAGAUUUUGUCACAACUAAUGGUUCUCAACAGAGACAAAUAAGAACAGAGGAUUUAGUCACAAUUAAUGGUACUCAACAGGAACAAAUAAGAACACAAGAUUUUGUCACAAUUAAUGGUACUCAACAGGGACAAAUAAGAACACAAGAUUUAGUCACAAUUAAUGGUACUCAACAGGGACAAAUAAGAACAGAGGAUUUAGUCACAAUCAAUGGUACUCAACAGGGACAAAUAAGAACAGAGGAUUUAGUCACAAUUAAUGGUACUCAACAGGGACAAAUAAGAACAGAGGGUUUAGUCACAAUUAAUGGUACUCAACAGGGACAAAUAAGAACAGAGGAUUUAGUCACAAUUAAUGGUACUCAACAGGGACAAAUAAAAACAGAAGAUUUAGUCACAAUUAAUGGAACUCAACAGGGACAAAUAAGAACACAAGAUUUAGUCACAAUUUAUGGUACUCAACAGGGACAAAUAAGAACAGAGGAUUUAGUCACAAUUAAUUGUACUCAACAGGGACAAAUAAGAACAGAGGAUUUAGUCACAAUUAAUGGUACUCAACAGGGACAAAUAAGAACACAGGAUAGUAAUAAACUGCAUAAAUGUGAUGUUUGUGCUAGAGAAUUUAGUCACAGUAGUUCCUUAAAGAGACACACGAAAACACAUACUGGUGAAAAACCUCGCAAAUGGGAUUUUUGUCCUAGAGAAUUUUCUGGAGGUAAUCACCUAAAAAUAAACGAGAGAACACAUACUAGAGAUAAACCUCAUGAUUGUGAUGUAUGUGGUAGAGGUUUCAGUCUGCUUACUCAUUUACGUAGACACAUGAGAAUACAUACAGGCGACAAACCAUAUGACUGUGAUGUAUGUGGUAAAGGGUUUAGUCAUCAUGGUAGUUUAAAGAGACACAUGAGAACACACACAGGUGAUAAACCUUAUGACUGCGAUGUAUGUGGUAAACAGUUUAGUCAGCUUGGUACUUUAAAGAGACACAUGAGAACACAUACAGGUGACAAACCUUAUGACUGUGAUGUAUGUGGUAAAGGAUUUAGUGAUCAAGGUUAUUUUAAGAAACACAUGAGAAUACAUAAUGGUGAUAUACACGAGAGAACACAUACUAAAGAUAAACCUCAUGAUUGUGAUGUAUGUGGUAAAGGGUUUAAUACGUCUUCUCAUUUACAGCGACACAUGAGAACACAUACAGGCGACAAACCUCAUGACUGUGAUGUAUGUGGUAAAGGAUUUAUUGAGCAAGGUAAUUUAAAGACUCACAUGAGAACACAUAAGGGUGAUAAACUCUAUGACUGUCAUAAAUGUGAUGUAUGUGAGAAAGGGUUUAAUACGUCUUCUCAUUUACAGCGACACAUGAGAACACAUACAGGUGACAAACCUUAUGGAUGUGAUGUAUGUGGUAAAGAAUUUAGUUCGCAAGUAAAUUUUAAGACUCACAUGAGAAUACAUAAAGGUGAUAAACCUUAUGACUGUGAUGUAUGUGGUAAAAGAUUUAGUGCGGCUGGUGACGUAAAGAGACACAUGAUAACACACACUGGCGAAAAACGUCAUAAAUGUGAUAUAUGUGGUAAAGGGUUUGGUCAACAUUAUACUUUACUGAUACACGCCAGAAUCCAUACUGGUGCUUCACCUCAUUAUUGUGAUAUAUGUGGUAAAGGAUUGAGUAGUCAUUCUCAUUUACAAAGACACAUGAUAAUACAUACAGGCGACAUACCUCAUGACUGUGAUGUAUGUGGUAAAGGGUUUAGUCAUCAUGGUAGUUUAACGAGACACAUGAGAACACAUACAGGUGAUAAUCCUUUUGACUGUGAUGUAUGUGGUAAAGUUUUUAGUCGGCCUGGUAUUUUACAGGUUCACCUGAGAACACAUACAGGUUAUAAUCCUCAUGACUGCGAUGUAUGUGGUAUAGUUUUUAGUGAGCAAGGUAAUUUAAAGACUCACAAGAGAAUACAUAUAGGUGAUAAUCCUUAUGACUGUGAUGUAUGUGGUAAAGUUUUUAGUCGGCCUGAUAUUUUACAGGUUCACCUGAGAACACAUACUGACAGUUGAUGAUAAUACUGAUAAACCACGUGACUGGUAUAUAUAAGGUUAACUCUUCGUUAUUUACAGGUUCACCUGAGAACACAUACAUAGCUAAGUUGUUUCAACGAGAUAGCUAAGUUGUAAAAUAUACUUAGAAAAAGGUAGCAUUGAAAACUGUAAAUUUGUACAUAAUAUAUUUUGUCAC
Messenger RNA from Mytilus trossulus (common blue mussel), 2965 nucleotides. Its product is annotated as zinc finger protein 271-like. Gene Ontology annotation, molecular function: DNA-binding transcription activator activity, RNA polymerase II-specific; RNA polymerase II cis-regulatory region sequence-specific DNA binding. The transcript has a single exon. Gene Ontology annotation, biological process: regulation of transcription by RNA polymerase II. The record is from RefSeq and is a predicted model, not a curated record. The coding region runs from base 1 to 2787 and encodes 928 amino acids. NCBI's taxonomy places the organism in Eukaryota, Metazoa, Mollusca, Bivalvia, Mytilida, Mytilidae. Gene Ontology annotation, cellular component: nucleus.